This is a messenger RNA of Beta vulgaris subsp. vulgaris (sugar beet), 2038 nucleotides long. RefSeq names its product ABC transporter G family member 10. Bases 1 to 1845 code for a protein of 614 amino acids. The record is from RefSeq and is a predicted model, not a curated record. Gene Ontology annotation, cellular component: membrane. NCBI's taxonomy places the organism in Eukaryota, Viridiplantae, Streptophyta, Magnoliopsida, Caryophyllales, Amaranthaceae. The transcript has a single exon. Gene Ontology annotation, molecular function: ABC-type transporter activity; ATP binding; ATP hydrolysis activity.
AUGGAACUUCCAGUGAAGGCACCGGAUUCCGGAGGUCAGAAAUCCAUAUCAUACAAAAUUGAGACCCAAAAUCUGUCAUACAAACUCCAUAGCUCCUCAGGUUACAACUUCAGCUGGUUUUCUUCUGACAAAAAUAAGGAAACAUCGUCAAAGCUCAUAUUGCAGGAUGUGAACUUCGAAGCCAGACCAGGGGAGAUCACGGCAAUAGCAGGGCCAAGUGGGGCUGGGAAAACAACACUGCUAGAAAUCCUUGCCGCAAAAAUUCCACCAAGCAAGAUAUCUUCAGGAAAAGUAUUGAUUAACAGUUUCCCUAUUGACCCUAAAUCAUUUCGGAGGGUAUCAGGGCAUGUUACGCAAGAAGAUGCAUUAUUUCCACUGCUUACAGUUGAAGAAACACUCAUCUAUAGUGCCCUUCUAAGGUUACCAGGAGAAAGAAGCGGAGCUGCUCAGAGGGCAAGACAGUUGAUGACAGAGCUAGGGCUGGAUCAGGUGGCGAGAUCAAGGGUUGGUGGAGGUCCAAAUCAUGGGAUUUCUGGUGGGGAGAAGCGUAGGGUAUCUAUUGGGGUCGAGCUGGUACAUAACCCUUCUGUUAUGCUCAUAGAUGAGCCAACUUCAGGGUUGGAUUCAGUUUCAGCCCUUCAUAUCAUGUCAAUGCUUAAAACUAUGGCAAUCACACAAGGCAAGACAAUAGCUAUAACCAUCCACCAGCCUGGUUCCCGAAUCUUAGAGUUGAUUGAUCGACUUGUUUUACUCUCAGAUGGCCUCGUCCUCCAUAAUGGUGCUCUAAGCCUUCUAGAAAGGAAGCUUCGAGUCGUGGGCCAUCAGAUCCCUCCACAUGUCAAUGUGCUCGAGUUUUCUAUCGAUGUUGUGAGCACUUUGGCAUUGGGGAUACAAUCCUCAAUUGACAAGAGAAGACCUGGAGAAAUUGAACAAAAGCCAAAGGCAAAAACUCUGAAGCCUAUAUUUUGCUCAGGGAAGAGUGUGGCUUACCCACAUUCUCGAUAUCGAGAAGUUCAAAUCCUUGGGGAAAGAUUUGGCAAGAACAUAUUCAGAACAAAGCAACUUUUCGCAGGAAGAAUAAUACAAGCCAUUAUAACUGGUUUUGUACUAGGAACAAUUUACUUGAAAAAGGAAGAUAUUGGAGGGAAACUUGAGUUGCAAACCCGAUUAGGGCUCUUUGCGUUUACACUCACUUUCUUGCUUUCUUCUACAACUGAAGGCUUGCCAGUUUUCUUGCAAGAGAGACGAAUACUAAUGAGAGAAACAUCCAGAGGGGCUUACAGAGUUUGUUCCUAUGUUGUAGCUAAUACCCUUGUAUUUCUUCCCUUUCUUCUCAUAGUUAGUCUACUCUAUGCUACACCAGUGUAUUGGCUAGUUGGUCUACGAGGAGAUGUCAGUGCUUUUUUGUACUUCUCCCUUGUGGUGUGGAUGGUGAUGCUGAUGGCAAACUCAUUUGUGGCUUGUUUCAGUUCCCUGGUGCCAAAUUUCAUCAUGGGAACAUCAGUAAUAGCAGGGCUAAUGGGGUCAUUCUUUCUCUUCUCCGGAUACUUCAUCGAAGAAGACAGGAUACCCAAGUAUUGGAAAUUUAUGCACUAUUUGAGCCUGUUCAAAUAUCCAUUUGAGUGCUUCAUGAUGAACGAAUAUGGAGGCAAGCAAGGAAAGACAAGAUGCCUAACAAAAGAUGUAAGUGGAUGUAUAUUGUAUGGAGAUGAGUUCUUAAGGCAGCAAGGUCUGCAAGAAUCACAGAAGUGGACAUAUCUGGCUGUUAUGUUGGGGUACAUAUUUGGCUACAGAGUACUAUCUUAUCUGAUUCUACGGUACAGAUGCUACAGGAGUAGAGAUUAGAAAUUGACACAGGAAUAGGAAAUUAAGCAAAGGUUUCUUUCAUUGAUUUUUUUUUUGCUGUUUUUUCUUACUAUAGUUUCUUUUUCAAGCUUUCCUUACUUUUUCAAGGCUAUGCAACUCUUUUCUCACAUUACUUGCUAGAACAAGUUCUUUUUUUAAGGAUAAGCAAUAAAAUACCCAAAUUAUCUUUUUA